AAUAGUGUGAAGUGGACACUGGACGAGAAAACGAAAGUAGGCCUAGGCCCCGGCCCACAUUUCACAUUAGAUCUAGAUCUAUAUCUAGAUUCUAUCUAGUCUAGUCAGUGUCAGUUUCAAGUUUCGAGUGCGGAGCUUCCGAAAGCCCUUCUCAUACUUUGAGCUUUUUAUUCUCUUGUAUAUCUAGAAUCUACUGCUAUUUUAGAGUGUGUGAAGAUGACUGGUACACUGAAGUUUGUGAACAUUUUGCGCAUCUGGAUAGGUUUUGUUGCUGUUAUGGCAAUAGGAAAUACCGUGCAAUGCUUCAUAAGUAAUACGUAUUUGUACGAUAGACUGUACACGAUCAACAAGAAUAAUGUGUCUGGAUUGACAGCACGUCUGUUCGGUGUGUGGACUCUGUUGGCUGGAGGUUUACGUCUACUGUGUGCUUUACACAUUGAAAACAGAGUGCUGUAUCACACCACACUGUUUUCCUUUUUCCUGGCGCAGCUUCACUUUCUCUCUGAAGUGUUUGUCUACAAGACAGCAGCAUUCACUGCUGGCAUCAUAGCACCGGUGAUUGUUUCAAGUGUGUCGAUUCUGCUGAUGCUGAUAGGCUAUUGGUUCGUCGAAUGGAACGACCCACGUGCUGGGUACACUGAUGAAAACGAGCAGAUACUCAAGGGCUCCAAAAAGUCCAAAUAGAUUUAAUACCUCUAUAAAAAAAGUUUGCUCAUUUUUGUGCCAUUAACAAGAUUCUGUUGUGUGUUGUGAGUAUAAAUAUAUAAUUGGAUUGUAUUGAUGGUUUACCAAAAAUUGUGUGCAUGAUUUGGAAUGUGUAAGCUGCGUUUAUUAAAUUCUUAUCUUAUGAAAAUGAUGACAACCUGUCUGUAUGUUUUCACUAUCUUUCUAUCUUCUUUUGAGAGAAAUAAACUCUCGAGUUACUGGUGUGUGUGAACCCACGGAUGGCUGAAGGGCACCACUGGUAGGUCCUACUUCUUUAUCUUCUCUCUGUUGUUUCUGUCUGUCUGUCUGUCUGUCUGACUUUUACCCAACACUAAAUGACCAUCUAUUGUCACAAAUAUUGUGUUGAUGUGCUAAUCUUUACUCAAGCAAUGUGUGUGAAUCGCGACUGGGUUAGCUCAUUGAGCAUUGUUUCACUUGUUAGAAUGUGAUCAUAAUACUAUUCAACUCAAAUCACGUGUCAUAGUAUGGGGGGGGGGCAUUGCCGUGGUUUGGUCCUUGAGCUGUGACUGAAAAUUGGCAUCCAAAUUUGUAAACCUUAGUCCUUCUUUUGAAUAAAUAAUAACAUGACCAUUUUGGACAGCCGUGUGACUUGGAUGAUCUUUCUGAACAUGCACUGUUCGUUAUUGGUAAACAGAAAAGUUCUUUUAUUAUAUUAACCAUGAUUUGACAAAUGAAGAGGGUUGUUUCCUCACUGGUAGAGCAUACCUCAGACUACCGGUACACACAUUCUCUAAUUUUCUAAAAAUGUGUGCUUGGCAUGAGAUCUUGAGAAUUGUUUUUAAAGAAAUGUGUAACAUUGAUUUGUAAACAUGUUCAUGAGUACCAUUUAUAAAUGGGUCUGAAGCCCAGUGGCUCACUUAUUUCACUUGAAUUGUAAAUAAACACAACCUAAACAGA
Molecule: messenger RNA, 1623 nt
Organism: Aplysia californica (California sea hare)
Lineage: Eukaryota; Metazoa; Mollusca; Gastropoda; Aplysiida; Aplysiidae
Product: ergosterol biosynthetic protein 28 homolog
Exons: 4
Coding region: 217-684 (155 amino acids)
Cellular component (GO): membrane; endoplasmic reticulum
Molecular function (GO): protein-macromolecule adaptor activity
Source: RefSeq, a predicted model, not a curated record